AUGGGCAAGUCCAAGAUGAGAGACUUUGACCCCGAGUCGUUACUCGAUCCCGCGCCCAGCUCAAGCGAAGACGAGCGCUCCGAUGCCGACCUUUCUGAUGUACACGACGAUACAAACGCGGGGCGCGAGCACUACGUUGAUGUUGGCAAGAGCAAGCUGCGCAAGAAGGAAGUUGUGCCCCUCGGCAAGCAGUAUGCAGGAAAGGGCGUCAGCCGUCAGGACCUUGAGAAUAGUGAUAGUGACGACCCCUUCGCCAAGGGCUUCGACGACGACAUGGAUAGCGAGGAGGAUAGCGAGGAGGGGAGUGAGGAGGGGAGUGAAGAAGGGAGUGAAGAGGGCAGCGAAGAGGCAGACUUCUCCGAGGGACUGAACGCUCUGAUCGACGGACAAGAAGACUCUGAAGACGAGGAGGAUGAUGAUGAGGAUGACAAAGACGACAGCGAUGAAGACGUGGAUAUGGACGCUGCAGAAGACUCGGAAGACGACGACACUGACGAUGAGUCUGGCGACGACGCAAAGUCAGGCGCCGCUGUGCGUGACCUCAUGAAAGACGCCAAGUCGCUCACCUCGACGCUCGCCGCCGGAGCGCAGUCGGACGUGGCCAAGGGCCAGGCGGUGAAGACGCAGCGCAAGACAUUCGAUACGCUGCUGAACACGCGCAUCCGGCUGCAGAAGGCGCUUAUCUCGACCAACUCGAUGCUGGCCAAGCCGUACAAGGAGGAAACGGCGCCCGAUGCAUCCGUCUCGGCGGCUGAAGCAGCUGCCCUCACGCUGCUCAACAACCUGACCGACCUGCGCAUCUCACUAGAGGAAUCCCGGACAGGCGAGAAGCGCAAGCGCACGGCGUUCGAUGCCGACACGUCGUCAGCCGACAUGUGGGCUUCGAUACGCGGCACGGAGAAGUCGGCGCUGCCGCACAGGAAGGCGGUCCUCGAGCGGUGGUCCAACAAGACCAAAGCCACGACCGUCACCAACAACAAAGCUCGCCUCAACGCCUCGGCACAGCAGACGCUCACCGAGGUGCUCGACUCUCAACUCACAUCGGCGCACCUCGUGACGCGCACGCAGACACCGCGCUCGUGCGCCCCGCUGCAAUCUGCCCACAAGGGCGCGCAGCCCGACGCUGCCAUCUACGACGACGCGGACUUUUACGGGCUGCUCCUCAAGGAGCUGCUGGAGCAGCGAUCAGCGGACGCGAAUGCCAAUGGCACGUCCGAGUUUGUGGUGCAGGCACCCUGGCAGGUGGCGAGAGAAGCCAGGACCAAGAAGGUGGUGGACACCAAGGCCAGCAAGGGCAGACGGCUACGCUACACGGUGCAGGAGAAGCUGCAGAACUUCAUGGCACCCGAGGAGCGCGGGGAGUGGGGGGAGAGGCAGAGGGACGAGCUGUUUGGGAGCCUGUUCGGCAAGCGACUGAGGCUGGGCGAGGAGGAUGUCGAGAGCGAGGCGGAGAGCGAGGGGGCAGCCGAGGAGGCAGGGCUCAUGUUGUUUAGAAGCUGA
Molecule: messenger RNA, 1500 nt
Organism: Ascochyta rabiei
Lineage: Eukaryota; Fungi; Ascomycota; Dothideomycetes; Pleosporales; Didymellaceae
Product: rRNA-processing protein bfr2
Exons: 2
Coding region: 1-1500 (499 amino acids)
Biological process (GO): maturation of SSU-rRNA from tricistronic rRNA transcript (SSU-rRNA, 5.8S rRNA, LSU-rRNA)
Cellular component (GO): nucleus; nucleolus
Source: RefSeq, a predicted model, not a curated record